AUGGCGUUUAGAUGCCGUCUCCAACGAGCCAAUGUCACCCGCAACACGUGGCAGAACCCCAUGAGUGAUAUAAGCUAUGAAGAGGAUAUAAGUUUCAAGCAUGAUAAAGAAUCGAUAAAAAAAUGCAUUGAGAGUUUCAACAGCUCCUUCCCACCAAGAUCUGUGUAA
Dovyalis caffra is the source of this 168-nucleotide messenger RNA. Lineage: Eukaryota; Viridiplantae; Streptophyta; Magnoliopsida; Malpighiales; Salicaceae. The record is from the annotation of a GenBank genome assembly.